CGGCGGGUGGGCGUCGCUGACUCGGGCCCCUUGCCGCCAGCUUAACACUAAAGCCCCACAAUGUCCUUGAAACCACGAGUAGUUGACUUUGAUGAAACAUGGAACAAACUCCUAACAACAAUUAAAGCUGUUGUUAUGUUGGAUUAUGUUGAAAGAGCAACAUGGAAUGAUCGCUUCUCAGACAUAUAUGCUUUGUGUGUGGCCUAUCCUGAACCUCUUGGAGAGAGACUUUAUACUGAGACUAAAAUUUUUUUGGAAAAUCAUGUACGCCAUUUGCACAAGAGAGUUCUGGAAGCUGAAGAACAAGUACUGGUUAUGUAUCACAGAUACUGGGAAGAGUAUAGCAAAGGGGCAGACUAUAUGGACUGUUUAUACAGGUACCUCAACACACAGUUUAUUAAGAAGAACAAAUUGACUGAAGCUGAUCUUCAGUAUGGUUAUGGAGGGGUGGAUAUGAAUGAACCAUUGAUGGAAAUAGGAGAGCUAGCUCUUGAUAUGUGGAGAAAAUUAAUGAUUGAGCCACUGCAGGCCAUCCUUAUUCGGAUGCUCCUCCGAGAAAUAAAAAAUGAUCGCUGUGGAGAAGACCCAAACCAGAAAGUAAUCCAUGGGGUUAUUAACUCCUUUGUUCAUGUUGAACAGUAUAAGAAAAAAUUCCCCCUAAAGUUUUAUCAGGAAAUUUUUGAGUGUCCUUUUCUGAAUGAAACAGGGGAGUAUUAUAAACAAGAAGCUUCAAAUUUAUUGCAAGAGUCAAAUUGCUCACAAUACAUGGAGAAGGUUCUAGGUAGGUUAAAAGAUGAAGAAAUGCGGUGUCGGAAAUACUUGCAUCCUAGCUCAUAUGGCAAAGUGAUUCAUGAAUGCCAACAGAGAAUGGUAGCUGAUCACUUGCAGUUUCUACAUGCAGAAUGUCACAAUAUUAUCAGACAAGAGAAAAGAAGUGACAUGGCAAAUAUGUAUACUCUACUUCGUGCUGUGUCAAGUGGUUUACCUCAUAUGAUUCAGGAACUACAAAACCAUAUCCAUGAUGAGGGCCUUAGAGCAACCAGCAAUCUUUCUCAGGAAAAUAUGCCAACUCAGUUUGUGGAGUCAGUUUUGGAAGUACAUAGUAAAUUUGUUCAACUCAUCAACACUGUUUUGAAUGGUGAUCAACACUUUAUGAGUGCCCUUGACAAGGCUUUGACAUCAGUAGUUAACUAUAGGGAGCCCAAGUCCAUCUGCAAAGCACCUGAGUUGCUGGCCAAGUACUGUGACAACUUGUUGAAGAAAUCAGCAAAAGGAAUGACAGAGAAUGAAGUAGAAGACAAACUUACAAGUUUCAUUACUGUUUUCAAAUACAUUGAUGACAAAGAUGUAUUCCAAAAGUUCUAUGCCAGAAUGUUGGCAAAAAGAUUAAUUCAUGGUUUGUCUAUGUCUAUGGAUUCUGAAGAAGCCAUGAUUAAUAAACUAAAGCAAGCCUGUGGUUAUGAAUUUACCAGCAAGCUCCAUCGAAUGUAUACAGACAUGAGUGUUAGUGCUGAUCUCAACAAUAAAUUCAACAACUUUAUCAAAAACCAGGACACAAUUAUAGAUUUGGGAAUUAGUUUUCAGAUAUACGUUCUACAGGCUGGUGCAUGGCCUCUAACUCAGGCUCCUUCUUCUACAUUUGCAAUUCCUCAGGAACUGGAAAAAAGUGUACAGAUGUUUGAAUUAUUUUACAGUCAGCAUUUUAGUGGAAGGAAGCUUACUUGGUUACAUUAUCUUUGUACAGGUGAAGUAAAAAUGAAUUAUUUGUGCAAACCUUAUGUAGCCAUGGUCACAACAUACCAAAUGGCAGUGUUGCUUGCCUUCAACAACAGUGAAACUGUCAGUUACAAGGAGCUUCAGGAUAGUACACAAAUGAAUGAGAAGGAGCUGACAAAAACCAUCAAAUCCUUACUUGAUGUCAAAAUGAUCAACCAUGACUCAGACAAGGAAGAUAUAGAGGCAGAGUCUACGUUUUCAUUGAAUAUGAACUUCAGCAGUAAACGAACAAAAUUUAAAAUUACUACAUCAAUGCAGAAAGACACGCCACAGGAGAUGGAGCAGACCAGAAGUGCUGUAGAUGAAGACAGAAAAAUGUAUCUUCAAGCUGCUAUAGUGCGUAUCAUGAAAGCGCGUAAAGUGUUGCGACAUAAUGCUCUUAUUCAGGAGGUAAUUAGCCAAUCAAGAGCUAGGUUUAACCCAAGUAUCAGCAUGAUUAAGAAGUGUAUUGAAGUUCUGAUAGACAAACAGUACAUAGAGCGAAGCCAGGCCUCUGCAGACGAAUACAGUUAUGUAGCAUGAUGUUGCUAUCCUGCAGGUAUGAUUGUAAGGAGAUCAUUGCUGUCACUGUUUGGUGUGUUCCUGUGGGAAGAGGCAGGCCUGUGUCUCCAUAAUUGGUCACUUGGCAGCCCCUGUUUUUCUGCUGUUUACAACAUCACCAGUGCCAUGUCAUGAGCGUCAAUGAAAAUGCCUAUAGAUAUUUCAAGCUCAUGUCAUUAUGACAUUUCUUAAAACUUUACUAAAAGAAUGAGUGAAGUAUUGCUGAAAUGUGGAAAAUUGGUUGGGUACCAUGCUUUUUUUUUCUCCCCUUUCACGUUUGCAGUUGAUGUUUUUUAAUGUAUCUUAAGACAAAGUAAAAAAAAAAAAAACCCUAAAUAUUGUAAUAUGACAGAUAACCUAAUAAUUGUAUCUACAUUAAAAUGUAAAAAAAAUGACGAACAUGAUACUGCUGCUUGUCAAAU
Molecule: messenger RNA, 2738 nt
Organism: Gavia stellata (red-throated loon)
Lineage: Eukaryota; Metazoa; Chordata; Aves; Gaviiformes; Gaviidae
Gene: CUL2
Product: cullin 2
Exons: 21
Coding region: 61-2298 (745 amino acids)
Biological process (GO): protein ubiquitination; SCF-dependent proteasomal ubiquitin-dependent protein catabolic process
Cellular component (GO): SCF ubiquitin ligase complex; Cul2-RING ubiquitin ligase complex
Molecular function (GO): ubiquitin protein ligase binding
Source: RefSeq, a predicted model, not a curated record